UACAAACUUGUAGUUCAAUAGAUAAACGUUUUUCGCCGAGUCGUUAUUGAAAAUGUUUAUUAAUAUAGUGACGAUAAAAAUAUUUCAUUAAACGGAUAUAAAAAAAACAAAAUGGAGGAUAGUUUUUAAGAAAAAAUGAACAGAUAACAAGCGUUAAAAACCACAAUUUCCAGAAAUUCGCGCGCUUCAGAAUAGUGAAAUAUUGAUUUUCUCACAAGAGGUGGAGAGCGCAUACUGCUCAUGUCCGUUUUGCUUAGACUUUCGGCCGUGCUGGCGACACGGCCGAAACGUGUUCGCCGCGACAUUGCCAGCUUGUUAUUACCUCUGAGAUGUUUAUUACAUGUUGAGCUUUAUCGUUGCUUUAUAUCGAAAUGUAGUCUAUAGAAAUUGCCGUAAAGGCAGUGUCCGUAAUUUCGUGAACAGCUAAAAGAAAGGCCUCACCAUUGCGAACAUAAUUCCUAUUAUGAUGUUGGGGCGGAAGCAGAGCCUCAAAGGGGAACCCGUCCUGGCCGAUUAUGGUCCGGAAGAGUCCCUCAAUGAGAGCGCUGACAUAGAAUGGGUUAACAAGUUAUGGGUAAGAAGGUUGAUGCGAUUUUGCGCCCUAGUCUCGUUGGCUUCUGUUUGCUUGAACACCCCGAAAACCUUUGAGAAAGUACCUUCCCUCCAAUACGUUACCUUCAUUUGCGAUUUGAUAGUCACGUUUCUGUUCACCGCCGAAAUGAUCGCUAAGAUGCACAUACGAGGAAUACUAAAGAGAGAUAAGUCUUAUUUGAAAGACCAUUGGUGCCAAUUCGACGCAAGUAUGGUGAUAUUCCUAUGGUUAUCUGUGAUUCUGCAAAUGUUCGAAAUGCUGGGUUUCCUUAUAAAGUUUAGUUAUGCCUCCAUCAUGCGAGCACCACGACCGCUGAUCAUGAUACGCUUUCUCCGAGUCUUCCUCAAGUUCUCAAUGCCCAAAGCCAGAAUCAAUCAGAUUUUCAAACGUUCGAGUCAGCAGAUUUACAAUGUAACACUUUUUUUCCUGUUCUUCAUGUCCCUUUAUGGUCUUUUGGGCGUGCAAUUCUUCGGAGAACUGAAAAAUCACUGCGUGUUGAACACAACCGAGCCCAAUUACAUCACGAUCAACAGUCUAGCCAUUCCCGACACGUUCUGUUCUACUGAUCCAGAGUCUGGAUAUCAAUGUCCCGAAGGAAUGAUUUGCAUGAAAUUAGAAUUAACCAAAUAUAUCAUAGGCUUCAAUGGAUUUGACGAGUUUGCUACUAGUAUUUUCACCGUAUACCAAGCGGCUUCUCAGGAAGGAUGGGUCUUUAUUAUGUAUCGCGCGAUAGACAGCCUACCGGCAUGGCGUGCGGUUCUUUACUUCAGCACGAUGAUAUUCUUCUUGGCUUGGUUGGUGAAGAACGUUUUCAUUGCCGUUAUCACGGAGACUUUUAACGAAAUUCGAGUUCAAUUCCAACAAAUGUGGGGUGUCAGAGGACACAUUAGUAACAGUUCGGCAUCGCAGAUAUUAACCGGAGAUGACAAUGGUUGGAAAUUAGUGACAUUAGAUGAGAAUAAACAUGGAGGUCUAGCCUCUCCACUCUGUCACACUAUCCUUAAAUCACCACAUUUUCGCUCGGUGGUAAUGUGCGCGAUUUUGGCGAAUGGUAUCACUACUGCGACGAUGAGCUUCAAGCAUGACGAGAAACCAAGACACACGUACUAUGACAAUUAUUACUGGGCUGAGAUUGUCUUCACGUUAUUGUUGGACCUAGAGACCCUCUUCAAGAUAUGGUGCCUGGGCUUUCGGAGUUAUUAUAAGCAUUCGAUUCACAAGUUCGAAUUGCUGCUUGCCAUUGGCACAACUAUACACAUUAUUCCAUUCUUCUAUCUCUCUGGAUUCACUUUCUUUCAGGUUCUCAGAAUGGUCCGACUCAUUAAAGCGUCGCCGAUGUUGGAAGAUUUUGUCUACAAAAUUUUCGGCCCUGGUAAGAAGCUCGGCAGCCUUAUUAUUUUUACCAUGUGCUUGCUGGUGAUAUCCUCCAGUAUUUCCAUGCAGCUCUUUUGUUUCCUCUGCGACUUUACCAAGUUUGAAACCUUCCCCGAGGCAUUUAUGUCGAUGUUCCAAAUUUUCACGCAAGAAGCCUGGGUCGAUGUGAUGGAUGAAACUAUGUUACGUACCCACGAAACGGUAGCACCACUAGUCGCAGUAUAUUUCAUCCUGUACCAUCUCUUCGUCACAUUGAUCGUGUUGAGUCUUUUCGUCGCGGUAAUUCUUGACAAUCUUGAGCUAGAUGAGGAUAUUAAGAAACUGAAGCAAUUAAAAUUUCGCGAGCAAAGUGCUGAGAUAAAAGAGAGUUUGCCAUUCAGACUGAGAAUCUUCGAAAAAUUCCCCGAUAGUCCACAAAUGACGUGUCUUCACAAAGUACCGUCAGAUUUCAAUUUACCGAAGGUAAAAAGAAAUAUCCGUGAAUAAGUGUUACUCUUAUUACUAAUUU
Monomorium pharaonis (pharaoh ant) is the source of this 2474-nucleotide messenger RNA. RefSeq names its product sodium leak channel non-selective protein-like. Gene Ontology annotation, cellular component: membrane. Gene Ontology annotation, biological process: transmembrane transport; monoatomic ion transport. The record is from RefSeq and is a predicted model, not a curated record. Gene Ontology annotation, molecular function: monoatomic cation channel activity. The transcript is spliced from 10 exons. The coding region runs from base 464 to 2452 and encodes 662 amino acids. NCBI's taxonomy places the organism in Eukaryota, Metazoa, Arthropoda, Insecta, Hymenoptera, Formicidae.